AUGGAUGGUGACAUACAUAAUGAGGAAAGCUUUCUAGAUCGACGGGCUAUAGGCCUUAGAGAAACAUCUCAAUUCCCAGUGGGAAAAGCCCGCAUUCCAAAAGACAUCGGUUGUGAUUAUGAUUUGUUGGAAGAUCUUCGUCAUCAUGGAAUUGAAUGGACUUUCUGGGUGCCUCUUGAGAAGAUAUACCAGAACCUCACCCGAUAUGGUCGCCCAAGCGUGGUUUAUCCAGCAUUUUCGUAUCUCGCCGUUGGUACAAGCAAGGGAGUAAUCACUAUUUUCAAUCACAAGCAGUUUUUGCAAAUGGCACUACUGUUGGACGCCGGGUCCUCGAAAUCUAAGGUGACAAUUAUAAGGUCAUCUGUCGAUGGCACCCAUAUAGCAGCCAGCUUAGAAUCCGGAGACGUUUUCAUCUGGAACCUUAAUCGAAAGACGCGCAACUCAGAUAAAAUAGAUGGACCUCGUGAGGUGACCCCCAUUUUGCAUAUUUCCGAGCACAAAUUUAAACGGAUUACCGGGUUAGGUUUCUUGGCAGAACGUCAUACAGCAGUUGUGGUAAGCGAUGACUCGGGCACCCUUUCAUGCUACAACGGGUUUCGCAAGGGGAUUUGGCAACUUUCAUAUUCGACCAUCGGACUUAACUAUUUUUUAUCCACACAAAGUAGUUCUGUGGCGACAUCAACAUACCCAGGGCUUUCUGGUGCACCUUUUUCCGAUCUACAGCCAGUUGCAGUUUUAUCUAAUUCGUCUCUUGCUCUAGUAUCUGCAAGUAACUUCUCCCAGUGUUACCAGGCGGGGAUUGAAAAAGACAUUGGUAUCGACCCAUCGAUCGUUUGGAGCGCUUGUGGAACCAAAUUGUGCUACUCAGGAUUACAUUGGCUGGAGGUUAUCAGAUUUGAACGCGAUGGACCCGCACAGAAGUUAAGAGCUAGUUCAAAAGUUGGUUGGCAUUGUGCAGAAACCAUCAAAUAUGCGGAGUGGCUUUCAGACUCAUUUCUAGGCGUCCUCACGCAUUCAAACGAAUACAUGUUCAUCAGUAUUAACAAUGGCGUACAACAGUUUGAAAUGAUUGAUUUAUUGCCCAUCACGCUUCUCAGCACCAUAUCAUGCCCAGUCGUUUAUUUCAAUCGACAACUUUACGCUUUGACGAACUAUAAUCUGCAAACUGGCUUCCUUCUAUCGUGGUCAGAUAUUAUCCUCAAAUUUGUCCAGAGUGGAGAAUAUAUAAGUGCCAUCAGAAGUAUAAGAUACUUUGUAACCGAAGAAGCGUUACCAUUCAACCUUCUAAGACUACAAGAUGACGUUGCGGCACGAAGAAGACAAUUUGAGCAGCCUCUUAAAAACCUUUCGAUCGCAAGUGUUCGCCACGUUAUCCGAACACAAGACAUCAACUGCGAUGAAGUGCUUUUGCAGCAAGUGCUUGAGGAAUCUCUUCGCGAUUAUUAUUUGAUUUUUGAUGAUCCAACAACUGCCCUUGAUUUUGUCGAGCAGGCUCUCGAUCAAACUCCGGAUGAGUGUAAGAAUCUCUUUUUCUCAUGCUUGAUUUCACUAGUAAGAAAAAGAACGAUUACAAGCUUGACGCCCGUGGUCUUUAGCGAAUUACUUCGAUCAGAAUAUGUUAGAAAUGAGCCGUUAGUGCUAAAGCACCUAUUUUUUGACUUGGAUAUUUCUACGAUGGAUGUGGAUUUGGCUAUAGAGCUUUGCAAGAAAUUGAAAUUUAGAAGAGAGCUCAUAUACCUGUGGACUUUGACGUCCUCCGACUACGUGACCCCAUUUAUCGAGAUGUUAUCUCUAAUUGGGGAAAGCAGACACGAAAAUCAUCUACUUACGGAGGACCUUGGUGAUGACGAGCUUCUGGUAUACGACUAUUUGGGAUUUGUUAUGACAGGAAGGCAGUUUCCAUUGCAACACUCCAUCCAACCGCCAACCUUGAGCCUUGAUGCUGAACUUGAAUUAUGCCAUAUUCUUUUUAGUGGCGCUUUGAUCGACUGGCCGCCCAAGUCUGGUCACAAACUUUACACCUGCGAAGUACGAAAGGAUGAGCCGGCUUUCCCAUACAUGGAGCUACUCUUGAACUUCGAUCUGCGAAGGUGUUUGGGAAUGCUUAAUGAGAUUCUCGAGGAUUCUCUUUUUGAUGUUAGUUUUGGCGACGUUGAAAUUGGGAAUGGUAAGAUAUCAAGGUCCGGCGUCAGUAGACAAUUCGUUAUGGACUUUAUGAUAGACAGGUUGAAACUGCCGCGGCCCUCACAUGAGAAAAUCCUCACUGCGAUCUUUGUCGUAAGAAAUCUUUCGAAGUAUCCACAGUUCAUCAGACUUUCGAAUACCGUGAUCGAGAAUUUAGCAGUACUUCUUUGCACCGAGAAUUCAAAGCAAGUGCUGAAAGAAAGCGAGAACGCUAUAGAGGCCCUAAUUGCUGGCCACUAUCUCUCAGCACCUACAAAGCUCAUUCCAAACCUAAAGCUCUACAAAUUUGACCGCGCUUUGUUGCUAGUUUACAAGCAUGCUGGGGCCUUUUCUCAGAUGUUAGCUCUUCGCAUUGAAUCCAAACAGCUGAAUGGCUCACCCGAUUCUGUUUUGGAUGUAAUGCGUUACUGUCUCAAAAGUACGCAAAACAAGCCAGCGGAACGUAGCGCCAUUUUAGGAGUCGUUGCGAAGAAUAUAGACACCGUUGUUUCUGUGGAUGUGGCUGGCUUUAUCGAAUGUAUGGACAAAUAUGAUACGAGUUUCCACCUUACUGUCUUCGAAAGUGCAUCCUAUUCUUUGAGAUGCACCUUCUUGCACCAAUACUUUCUUUCUCAUAAUCCCACAACGCCAUGGGAACUCGACAUGAUGAGCCAGUAUACGCUGAACUUAAGUGACAGGGGGAAUGAAAAGGAGUUGAGAGAGCUCUUGGCGAGAACACAGCUUUCAAUGGGCGAAUACCAACGACUACUGAGGAAACUCAAAGAUAGCAACUCAACAUACGGUGCGCUUCUAGUGGAGCGCCAAGUUAAGAACUUCGAAGGCGUAGUAGACAAUGUUAUUAGACUCUUAAUGGACCGCCAGGGUGGCACUAACUGCAAUGAACUCUUUGACUAUGCCUUUGAAGCAUGCCGUACCGCCGAGGGUGAGCAGGCCCGGAAUUGCUGGUCCCGACUUUUAACGUUCCUGUUGCAUCUAAGAAAUGACCAAUAUCAACCGGCCAUCAAUCGGGUCUUUCAGGAACUAACAAAAGCGACUGCUGAUGUCUCCGCAAGCGCUUUAGCGUUUUCACUAAAAGACGUCGUGACUGGUGCACUUGAGAGCCCAGACUUGAUUUUAAUCAGAAUAGGAGAGUUGGCCCCCACCUUCUGUCAAAUAAUAAAUGCCGCAGAUAUCAAUCAAAAUGUGAUUACGAUUAUCAGCAACAUUGUCAAUCAUUCCUCAGCAGAGGUGUCAUCUCGUCAUGAAAAACUCUUGCGAAGCGGGUGGUCUAUCAAAUCAAGCGAUUGCGCUGUUUGUGGAGAGAAGCUUUGGGGGGUAGAUGUUUCCAGCAACACGUUUCUAGCUUGGAGAGAACAGACCAUAUCGAGCAACAUCGAUGCAACUGAGAGGUUAGAACUAUCGAGGCUGAUCAUAGUAUUAUUUGACUGUCAACAUGGUUUCCAUGAGAACUGUCUAAAAAACCUGGGACAAGGAACCCACUCUUUUAAGUGUCUUCUUUGUGAUGUUUGA
Molecule: messenger RNA, 3693 nt
Organism: Lachancea lanzarotensis
Lineage: Eukaryota; Fungi; Ascomycota; Saccharomycetes; Saccharomycetales; Saccharomycetaceae
Gene: VPS8
Product: LALA0S04e00474g1_1
Exons: 1
Coding region: 1-3693 (1230 amino acids)
Biological process (GO): endosomal vesicle fusion; protein targeting to vacuole
Cellular component (GO): HOPS complex; late endosome
Molecular function (GO): protein binding
Source: RefSeq, a predicted model, not a curated record